UCCUUCCACCACUUAGCCUGUAUUUCACUGCUGCACUCCCCUUUCUCCCCCAAUCUCUCUCUGUGUAGCGUACUCCCCACCCCCUUUCCCCAGGGCAGGAUGGAUGACCUCAGCACCAUCAGCCUUCUCUCCUUGGCCAUGCUAAUCGGCUGUUACGUGGCAGGCACUAUCCCCUUGGCAUUCAACUUCUCUGAGGAAAGGUUGAAGUUGGUAACGGUUCUUGGCGCUGGACUUCUGUGUGGCACAGCUUUAGCCGUCAUUGUUCCGGAAGGGGUUCAUGCACUCUAUGAGGAUGCUCUGCAUGAUAAACACACCCAUGGAGGUGAAGCAGAGAAGGUGGAGGAUUCGUUAAAGACAGGACAGUCAGCAGAGACUGAGCAUGAUCACGAGCAUAUUGCUUUGCACGCCUGCAUUGGGGUUUCGCUGGUCCUGGGCUUUGUUUUUAUGCUGCUGGUUGACCAAAUAGGCAGUUCUCACAUGCACUCCAGUGAGGAUCCAGAAGCUGCAAGAACUGCCAACACCAAGAUCACCACCACACUCGGACUGGUGGUCCAUGCAGCAGCGGAUGGCAUUGCAUUGGGUGCAGCAGCUUCCACCUCUCAGACGAGUGUACAGCUGAUUGUAUUUGUAGCUAUUAUGUUGCACAAAGCUCCUGCUGCUUUUGGUCUGGUUUCGUUCCUUAUGCAUGCAGGCCUCGAAAGGAACCGAAUCAGGAAACACCUUCUGGUGUUUGCUUUGGCAGCGCCUCUGCUCUCCAUGGUCACUUACCUGGGCCUGAGUAAGAGCAGUAAGGAAGCACUUUCGGACGUGAACGCCACCGGAAUAGCCAUGCUGUUUUCGGCAGGGACUUUCCUGUACGUAGCCACAGUGCACGUGCUCCCAGAGGUGGGAGGCAGCGGCCACAGUCACAAGGCCGAGUCCGGCGGCAAGGGACUCACUCGGCUCGAGGUUUGCACCCUGGUCGUGGGCUGCUUGAUUCCAUUGGUCCUCUCCGUGGGUCACCAGCACUAACCAGCGUCGGAGCAAGGAGGAGCGUGGAUAAUGACGGUCUGACAGUAAUCCCAUUGCGGCUGAGCCUGAUUGCUGCAGGCUUUGGGAUUUCCCCUCCUUCGGUUUGUUUUUUUCUUUAACUGCGUGGAAUUCCCAAUGAAAUGGCAUUGGAAAGAUGAAGUAUAUUGUAAUAAAAUUUGGCCAGGUUGCAACCAGAAAGUCCGGAAGAAUUCCCACCGUGUAGUCUUUUUGAAAAGGUAAUUGCGUUUUAUCUUUGCCUCCAUGACGAAGUCAAACAUCUGUUAGUUCCCAGCCCAGCCAAAUGAGGGAGUUGCAAGCUUAACCAAAUAGUGUCUUGGUGCAAAGGACAGAAUUCAGCCACUUAAUAAAUUAAUGAAGAACUUGGGGUGCAUUAGAGAUAAUCCAUGGCAUUAAUCAAGCCAAGGGAAUUAACACCGGGUUUGGUACAUGAUUUGUGACAUAUAAUUUUUACUGAAUUUUAUUCAUAAGUGUGUAGAGUCUUCACAUUCAGCUGCGGUCUUCAAGUUUGUAGCCUGUACGUUUCGCCUGCUAGUUCAGUGUCUUGUGUGCUCGAUAAUCUGAGUUUGAGGGGCUCCUGUACACGGAGAUGUUUUUGUUUAAGAGUACUUUAAUGUAAAUGGGGAAAGAGAAUAUAGCCUGGAUUUUGAUUUUAAAUGGUUAACCAUUUAAAUGAUGAUGGUGGAAGCACCCAAAAGGUAAAAUUGGAUUGGGUUGAAAGAAAGGGUAACACUCUGUGCUGAGUUAAGGAUGGGGAAUUGGUUGGGAUAAAGUUUGAAGAGUGGGUGUGGUGUUGGAUGGUCUAUAGGUAUGGAAGUACAAUUGUGGGAUUACCUUUGACCCUUCAUCAGAAUGACGUUUAACUUGUCAGGGGGGAAGAUGAGGUGAUCAGGUAGCAAGGAAUGCUCUAGAAGUUGGUGGGAGGACUGGCGUGGCAGAUGGUGGUCUUGGUAACUGUCUAUGCCCAGCUCACUGGUAGUUAAAAAUGUGGGAAGAGUGAAAUAUAAUUAGUAUGACUGUGCUGAGUUGUGACUAUUUCUUGUUCUGAACCAUGUUCUAUUGCUUCAGUUGUUUUAUGUGAACUGAAAUCAUUCCAUGGAUGAUUGCCUUAUUAUUCCAACUCUCUUUGUGCACAUUAACAGAUGUUGCAAUUUUUUUUUUUGUUUUUAAGAUAAAUUAUCUAUAAAUAAAUUUUUAAUAAGUGGCCAA
This is a messenger RNA of Chiloscyllium plagiosum (whitespotted bambooshark), 2238 nucleotides long. RefSeq names its product solute carrier family 39 member 9 (gene slc39a9). The record is from RefSeq and is a predicted model, not a curated record. Gene Ontology annotation, molecular function: metal ion transmembrane transporter activity. Gene Ontology annotation, cellular component: membrane. Gene Ontology annotation, biological process: zinc ion transport; transmembrane transport. Lineage: Eukaryota; Metazoa; Chordata; Chondrichthyes; Orectolobiformes; Hemiscylliidae.